AUGCAGGAGGAAGACACAUAUGCCUCUCUUCAGUGGGAUCCCCCAACACCAAGCCCUUACCAGAAACAUCUGUCUUCCACCAAAUAUUCAGGAGCAUGGUGUCUGGUGGUGGUGAUUUCAUGUAUUCUCUGCGUGGGCUCAGUAACCACCUCUGUUUUCUUGGGGAUCAAGUUGUUCCAGGUGUCCACUAUUGCAAUGAAGCAGCAAGAAAAACUCAUCCAUCAGGAUAGAGAACUGUCGAACUUCACAGAGUGGAAGAGAAACCAUAACCUUCAGAUGAAAUGUUGCCAAACCUUGAGGCAAAAGUCUUUCAGUUCAGCCCAUAACUGCAACUCUUGUCCAGACAACUGGAUUCAGAAUGGAGGAAGUUGUUACCGUGUCUUUGAAAACUGGAAAUUUUGGCACACCAGUAAAGAGGACUGUUUGAAGGAGGGUUCUAAUCUUCUACAAAUAGACAGCAAAGAAGAAAUGGACUUUAUCACUGACAGCCUGAGUAAUGUCAAGAAAGGCUAUGAUUACUGGGUGGAGCUAUCUCAUGAUGGACUCAGCAGACCGUGGCUUUGGAAAGAUGGCUCCCCUCCUUCACCUUCCCUAUCGCCAGUACAGACUCUCCAAUCAACUGACCAGCUCUGUGGAUAUCUCAAGGACAAGUUCCUUUCUUCCACUAACUGCAGCAAUUGGAAAUAUUUUAUCUGUGAGAAGUAUGUGUUAAGAUCCUCUAUCUGAAAGAAAUUGUACCAGGAGAAAUCUAUUAUGAUAGUUCUGUUGAACAGGACAUUGGAAAACCUGCCACAAAAUUCCAUAAAGCAGAUGCAGAAGUGAACCUAGGUGUGGGCUAUGAUAACACCUUCCUGGGACUCAAAACCUAUCUCUAUACUUACACUUGGUAAUUUUCUUCAGUACUUUCCAGAACUUCAAUUGACAUUGUUUAAAUUGCCAAGAAUAAAACCGAUUUAUAGCUUCAUAGGACAAAAUCCUGAAAGGUUGAGAACAAACUGAAGAAAAAUAAUUUCUUUGUUCUUUCUUUCUUUCUUUCUUUCUUUCUUUUUUCCUAAUCUAGAAUGACUAUAAACUCCACACAAAAACCUAUAAGCCACUGGGGGGUGGAAAUGUAUUUCUAGCUGACUGGUUUUUCUUUUUUCUUUUCUUCCUUUUCUUUACUUUCUUU
Neogale vison (American mink) is the source of this 1168-nucleotide messenger RNA. RefSeq names its product C-type lectin domain containing 9A (gene CLEC9A). Gene Ontology annotation, cellular component: membrane; cell surface. NCBI's taxonomy places the organism in Eukaryota, Metazoa, Chordata, Mammalia, Carnivora, Mustelidae. Bases 1 to 726 code for a protein of 241 amino acids. Gene Ontology annotation, biological process: receptor-mediated endocytosis. The record is from RefSeq and is a predicted model, not a curated record. The transcript has 6 exons.